Stereum hirsutum FP-91666 SS1 is the source of this 1531-nucleotide messenger RNA. Its product is annotated as O-acetylhomoserine ami. The record is from RefSeq and is a predicted model, not a curated record. NCBI's taxonomy places the organism in Eukaryota, Fungi, Basidiomycota, Agaricomycetes, Russulales, Stereaceae. The transcript is spliced from 10 exons. Gene Ontology annotation, biological process: transsulfuration. Bases 106 to 1416 code for a protein of 436 amino acids. Gene Ontology annotation, molecular function: pyridoxal phosphate binding; transferase activity, transferring alkyl or aryl (other than methyl) groups.
CCACUACUCCGUUGCCCACCUGUGUUUGCUGUGCUACUUCAACAGCGCCGAACACACUACUUGAACAAGUGGACAUCUACACAUCUAGAAAUUGCUAAGUCGGACAUGUCUAACACAGGGAACUUCUAUCGGGAGCCGGACUUCGAGACGCUGCAGUUACACGCAGGUCAAGAGCUUGACUCGACCAGGGCUCGUGCCCCUCCCAUCUAUGCCAGCACUUCGUUCGUGUUCAAUGACUCUGCGCACGGUGCAGACCUCUUCGGUCUUCGCACCUUCGGGAAUCUCUAUUCCCGCAUCGGAAACCCCACCGUCGAUGUUUUCGAGAAGAGGAUAGCAGCGCUCGAGGGCGGAGUGGCCGCUGUUGCGACGUCGAGUGGACAGGCGGCUCAGUUUAUGGCUAUCGCUGCCAUUGCGGGGGCUGGGGAUAAUAUCGUUUCGACGAGUUACCUCUAUGGUGGCACGUACAAUCAAUUUAAAGUGUUUUUGAAGAAAUUCGACAUUCAAGUCAAGUUCGUCACUGAAGAUGACCCGGCCGCUUUCGCGGCAGCCAUCGACGAGAAAACGAAGGCGAUAUAUGUCGAGAGUAUCGGGAACCCGAAGUAUAAUGUCAGCCCGAUUGCAGACAUCUCCAAGAUUGCACAUGAACACAAGAUCCCGCUGAUCGUGGACAACACAUUCGGAAUAGGAGGAUACCUCAUCCGCCCCAUCGAGCUCGGCGCCGACAUCGUCGUCCACAGCGCUACGAAAUGGAUCGGCGGGCACGGAACGACAAUCGCGGGCGUCAUCGUCGACUCUGGAAAAUUCGACUGGACAUCCGGUAAAUUCCCCUCCUUCACCGAGCCCGCAGAAGGAUACCACGGCCUCCGUUUCUCCGAAACCUUCGGCGCCAUCGCCUUCGCUAUCAAAGUGCGCGUCGAAAUCCUCCGCGACCUCGGCGCGUGCCAGAACCCGUUCGGCGCUUUCCUUCUCCUGCAGGGCCUUGAGACGCUGUCGUUGCGCGCGGAGAGGCAUUCGGAUAAUGCGCUUGCUGUUGCGAGGUAUCUGGAGGGGCAUGAGAAGGUGAAGUGGGUUAGUUAUCUUGGGUUGGAGAGUCAUAAGAGUAAGGAGUUGGCGGAUCAGACGUUUAGGGUUAAGGGGAAGUAUGGGGGCGUUUUGAGCUUUGGGGUUAAGGGGGGCGAGGAUCCGAAAGUGGGGAGUACGGUUGUGGACUCGUUGAAGUUGGCGAGUCAGCUGGCGAAUGUUGGUGAUGCGAAGACGCUUGUCAUCCAUCCGGCCACGACGACCCAUGUACAACUGACGGCGGUGGAACAGCUCGCGAGUGGUGUGACGCCAGACCUAAUCAGGGUUUCGAUUGGCAUUGAGAACAAGGACGACAUCAUCGCCGAUUUCGAGAACGCAUUGAAGACCGUUCCUUGAUCGUGAUAUAGACACGCGUUGUGAGAAGAACUUGAAAGCUGUAUGUUUGUACUGGUAUCUUUAAUGAUGUAUGCUCGACGGGAGAUCCAAAGUGACGGCGUUAUUCGCUGGAGGG